Messenger RNA from Clarias gariepinus (North African catfish), 4208 nucleotides. RefSeq names its product transforming growth factor, beta 2 (gene tgfb2). Gene Ontology annotation, cellular component: extracellular region. NCBI's taxonomy places the organism in Eukaryota, Metazoa, Chordata, Actinopteri, Siluriformes, Clariidae. Bases 863 to 2071 code for a protein of 402 amino acids. The record is from RefSeq and is a predicted model, not a curated record. Gene Ontology annotation, molecular function: cytokine activity; type II transforming growth factor beta receptor binding; type III transforming growth factor beta receptor binding. Gene Ontology annotation, biological process: transforming growth factor beta receptor signaling pathway; BMP signaling pathway; regulation of cell population proliferation. The transcript is spliced from 7 exons.
CGUGUCCGCGUGGGCUGGAGUCUACUCCUGUCGAUCUGAGGGCGAUGACCACAAGCUCGGUGUGAAAGCGCUCGAAAGCACGUGGUGAGGUGCGUCCCCUUUAUAAAGCACCCAUUCUGUCCAGCCAGCCGCCAGGAGAUGGUGCGCGCUGGCACGCGGCACUGGCGUUUUCCACAAGAAGGGAUGGAGAAGCGCGCUAACGCUCUUUCCGUCGCGCCGAAAGGAAAAUAACUUCUUUGCCUCUCUCGUCUGUUCCGUUCUCGUCUCUCUGCGCCUUUCUGCUCGCGUGCACUGCACUGUUAGAGUUUGCUCUGCGACCGUAUAGCGCGCGCGCGCGGACACUACGCGACUCGGAAGGCGCUGGAGAUGCGCGACGGCGCGCGAGCGGACCGCGCCGAGUUUCAGUAAAGAAGCGCAGCGCGAGGGGUGAGGUGAAGUGAGGUGAGUCGCGCGCGCGGUAUCGGAUGCGGUGGAGGUGCGCUGACCCGCACGCGCUUCUCUUCGCUCCUAGAAUUAGACUUCAGAUGGCCGUGACUGAGACUCUCCGUCCUGCUGUGUGAUCAUAUAGGCGAUCUGCUCUCCUCUACCAGGAUUUUUUUUUAAAUAUACAUAUAUAAACAGCAAAAUUACGACUUGUCAGUGCCGUCACGCCAAAUGGAUAUCCAGAGACGAAACAGAUCCACGACUAAUGAUUCUAGUAUAGCUUAAAGUUUUUAUGAUGGGCUACAAAAUGCAUUGAUCGUCUACUUUUAAAAAUCAUACUUGUGCUUUAAUUCAGCAAACACAAACCUUAAUAAUAGCUUCUAAAACUAGCUUACUUUUGGUGACUGGAGGAACCCAGCCAUCCUCCCCCGAAAAAAAAAUGAACCUCUUCGUAGUGAGCCUUCUCCUGAGCCUGGAUCUAGUGGCAGUGGCGCUCGGCUUGUCCACGUGCAGCACUUUAGACAUGGACCAGUUCAUGAAGAAACGCAUCGAGGCGAUCCGCGGCCAGAUCCUAAGUAAACUGAAACUCAGCAAGCCACCGGACGAGUUCCCGGAGCCUGAAGACGUGUCCCAGGACAUCAUCGCCAUCUAUAACAGCACUCGCGACCUGCUGCAGGAGAAGGCCAACGAGCGCGCCGCCACCUGCGAGCGCCAGCGCAGCGAGGAGGAGUACUACGCCAAGGAGGUGCACAAAAUCGACUUGCACAGCCACAACAACAACUACCCCCCGAAUAUGAUCUCUCAGUUCUUGCACAAUGCCUACUUCAGAUGGCUCAGGUUUGACGUGAGCUCCAUGGAGAAGAAUGCGUCCAACCUGGUGAAGGCAGAGCUGAGGAUUUUCAGGCUGCAGAACCCAAAGGCCAGUGUAUCCGAACAGCGUAUUGAGCUUUAUCAGGUCCUUGGAAAUAAGGAUGUCGCAUCGGUAACACAACGCUACAUCGACAGCAAAGUGGUGCGCACAAGGACAGAGGGCGAGUGGCUGUCCUUUGAUGUAACCGAAGCAGUCAGCGAAUGGCUACUGCACAGAGACAGAAACAAUGGAUUUAAGAUCAGCCUGCACUGUCCCUGCUGCACGUUUGUGCCAAUAAAUAAUUACAUCAUCCCAAACAAGAGUGAGGAGCUGGAGGCACGCUUUGCAGGGAUUGAUAGCAUCACUGGCCGUCACAGUGGCAGGUCUCCACACUUGCUGCUCAUGUUGCUCCCAUCCUACCGCCUGGAAUCCCAGCACAAGAGCCACAGGCAGAAACGAGCCCUGGAUGCCGCUUUCUGCUCCAGGAAUGUUCAGGACAACUGCUGUCUGCGCUCACUGUACAUUGACUUCAAGAAGGAUCUGGGAUGGAGGUGGAUCCAUGAGCCAAAAGGGUACAAUGCCAACUUCUGUGCUGGAGCAUGUCCCUAUCUCUGGAGUGCAGACACCCAACACACUAAGGUCCUUGGUCUAUAUAACACAAUUAAUCCAGAAGCAUCAGCCUCUCCGUGCUGCGUUUCUCAAGACCUGGAACCUCUUACCAUCCUUUACUUCAUUGGCAAGACCCCCAAAAUCGAGCAGCUUUCCAAUAUGAUUGUAAAGUCCUGCAAGUGCAGCUAGGAACUGGCUAACGCUGCACAUACCCACACACACACACAUACACAGAUACACACACACACAGUCAUGAAACACAUACACUAUAAAUUUGAAUACAGUCACAAACUGUCUCAUUCACACAGGUAGAGAAAUUGUUGUGCAGGCCGGGAACAGAAAUGUACAUUUCCUUCAACAGUAUGUAUUUGUUUAAAGUGAGCACACAAAGGCGCACACAGAGUUUGCACCUAAGUGUCCGCAUAUGUGUUUGUGUGUGUAUGUGUGCUGGGACAAAAUAGCCCUUUUAGUACAUCUCAUCUCACACACUCAUCACACCAGGACGGGAGUAUGGCAAACACUGGAAGUACAAGAUUAAGUGUCUACAUGUGAUGUAGUAGAAAAGAGAAUCCCUCAUUUCAGCAAGCAGUUACAGCAAACUCUGUCUCUUUCUUUUCUUUCUCUACCUAUGCGUCCCUUGAAUCUGUAGAAACAUUUGUUUUUUGUUAUUUUUAAAGCUGGUUUUGAUUCUUGGAAAUUGUUGAAGACCUCACUUAUUUAAUGUCAACGGGGCCUGUUAGUGACUUUCCUGGCUAAGACACGGGAAGAGGAACGGCGAAGGGAAAGGUGAAAAGAUUUGUGUGAUACAGAGAGACACAAAGGGACUGAAAAUAGUUUAGCUAAAUUCCAUUGUAGCUAAACAAGAGUUGAACUUCCAAAAAAGCAAGCAAAAUGACUAUGAAAGCAGCAGGUGUGAAGUCUGCCUCAUGAUCCGCCCAGGGUUUAGGAAUAUGCUGUAUCAUUAUGCUUUUUCAGUUUGGAAGAUGUGCAAAGCAUAAUGUUAGAGUUUCUGUGAAUCAGUCUGUUAAACCGAAAUGUUCUCUGGAUCUAUGUUUAUCAUCUGCAACGCCCAGUGAUCAUGAGCACACACACUACAUAACAUAAUAUUAUAUAUAUACUGCAGUGCAAAAACUUUUGCAGCUCCACACAUUCACUCAAAAAAAUUGGGGUUAUUUUAUAAGGCACAAACAGAAUAGAAAUCUGUUCUCCUUAGAGACUUUAAGAAGAACGUUAAGAGCUCCUAUAUAGCCAAUUCUGCUGAUUAGGUACAGUCAUGUCAACAUUUUAUGAAGUAAUGUGAUGAGAUGUAAUUAGAGUGGGACAGAGAGCAGGGUUAUGGCAGGUGACAAUGUAUUGUGGAAGGCUUGGGAAGGAGAUUGUGUCAGGAAAGUCAGAGGAAGGACAGGACAACAGCGGAGGGAUUUUUGCCAAGUGAUUAGAGGCAUGUAGAACAGAUGUCUGACAAUGUCUCUGUGGCUGGCUAUGGUAAUGAGAGUCAGUAAAAGCCUUUGCACUUCCAGCCUAUCGAGUUUCAACAUGUGGCAUGAAUGGGGCCAGGCCAGCCAUACAAGUGUAGUCAAGUAGCCAUGGAUGGAUAUGUGCCAUUGAGAAACUUUGAAUUGCAUUCAAAUCUGAGAGCAAAGCCCCUACUUUGUUUAUUUUCCCGUUCCAAGGAACCGAGAUCCUUUGAUACGAAGAAUUGCACUGACUGUAUUUUAUUAUUACCUUUUUUUUAUUUGUAACUUUUUCCUGUUUGUUGAAUUUUAACAUGCAGUUCAUGCUCCCUCAUUCUCAACAUGCAGUAAGGCAAGUGUUGAUGACAUGACUUCAGGAAGGAAAUUCGGCCAGGCAAAAAGAAAACUGCUCAGAUCAGUGUAGAAUGAUCUCUUCCACCAUUAUAUGAUAUGUAAGGGACGGUAUACCAUACUCUACCCCAGCUCCCUCAUAGUGCUAGUGGACCUCUUUAAGACACAGGAAAUAGAAGGAAGCACAACCAUUGUCACAUUAGAACAGGGGUUUCUUAAUCCUGUCCUCCAACACCCACUGCCAAACCACAUUUGGUGUUCUUUCCCCAUUUCCGAUCAUAUUAAGCCAUGUAAGAGAGAACUGUGCAACUCGAACUACCUGGCUCUGAUAGGAUCUGGACUAAAGUGUGGACUGGCCGAGGGUCCUCGAGGACCAUAUCAGUGACCUCUGUGUUAGAGCUGUAUAUUGUUAUUGUUGUUUAUGAUGAUGUUGAUGCUGUUGACCCACUAUGAUGUAUUGUAACACAUUGUUGUGGUGCUCUAUUGGUAAAUAAAUUAUUUAAUUAAGAAGGGAAAAUAAA